AUGGCGCCGACCAGACGAGCAAAGGGAAAAGCCAAGGCGACUGGAUCGGGAUUUGUCUGCAGGGAUGAUUAUUGGUACCGCGUUCUGAACGAUGCUUGCAAAGCCGGCAUCGCCGACCCAGAUAACGGACCAGAUGUUGCCCAAUUUGUUGGCGCGCUCAUGGCAGUCGAGGGCUGCCACGAGGACAAGCUGCCGAAGAACUGGAAGAAGUUUGCUGGCGCUCAUCCGCAGAUGGCAAACCUCAUCCGCCGAUCUGCGUCCAAGUUUGUUGUGAAACCUGGUCAGCCGCUCCAGGUGCACCUCCCGACUGAUGGAUCAGUCCCUAAGGUGAAAAAGUUCCUCAUGUUCCGUCGACCUACGGAGAAUGAGCAAGGCGAAUAUGAGGAGGAGAAGGCGGCGCCAGGACUGCAAAUGGCUCGAAAGGCGAUGCGCGCCUCCAGGCGUAAGCAUGAGAAGCGGAUGAAGAAACAGCAGAACAUCUCUGAGAGUGAAUCUACAGAGGAUGAGGAGAUGAAUGACGAGGCUAGUGAUAAUGAGGCCAGCGAUGAUGAACCUGGCAGUGAUGGAGCUGGUGAAGCCGGAUCUGGCGAAAACGGCGCCGAUAAGGAGAAUGGCAACGCUGAUAAUGAUGAUGGCAAUGGUGGAGAGGAUGGCACCACUGGCGAGGAUGUUAACGACAAGGAGGAUGGCAAUGCUGGCAAGGAGGAUGGCAAUUAUUAUCCAGCCAAACGAGCUCUACACGAGUUUACUUCGACGACUUCCGGUAAGAAGCAGAGGACCAACAAUGCCAAUAAUACAAAGCAGAAGACGAUCGAGAAGCAGGCUGUCGCAGCUUUUAACGCGCCUGGAGAUGCACUUGGAAUGAGCUUCGAAUUCUUUACGACUGCGGAUGAACCCAAGAAACCUCAGCCAACCAUGGCCGAAUACUCAAAGGCGCGACAAUUGAUGUUGGAUGGCUGUGAAGACAUGGAUACCGCGGUAGCCCAGGUCAUGGCACAGAGGGGGAGCUGCGACACAUAUCAGUAG
This is a messenger RNA of Trichoderma reesei QM6a, 1026 nucleotides long. RefSeq lists its product as uncharacterized. Lineage: Eukaryota; Fungi; Ascomycota; Sordariomycetes; Hypocreales; Hypocreaceae. Bases 1 to 1026 code for a protein of 341 amino acids. The transcript has 2 exons. The record is from RefSeq and is a predicted model, not a curated record.